Molecule: messenger RNA, 2269 nt
Organism: Lactuca virosa
Lineage: Eukaryota; Viridiplantae; Streptophyta; Magnoliopsida; Asterales; Asteraceae
Source: the annotation of a GenBank genome assembly
AUCUCACUAUCCUUUCCACAGUUAAUAUUAUACUAUGUCAAAUAGACAAAGCAAUGGGUAGGAGUUGAUUCAAGCUCAACCAUGGAGUUAAGUGGAAAUGACAGUUUCACCCAUCAAUCUCCCUCUACAGAACUAUCACUUCAGCAAGAAUUCAUCAUAAAUAAGACUAUACUCACUCAUGAAACCAACCAGCAUAUUGUGGAUUGCAAGAUUUUGUUUCAAGCCAUGGAAAAUGUCAUGUUCUACGCGUCUAAUUCCAGCAAUGUUAUUGAUGAUGUGUGCAUUCUUGAUGGUAUUGAAAACUUUGCUUCCAAAGAAACUUUGGAUCAUGCUGUUUAUAAAAUUUCACGUGCGAUACUAUUGCAGUGUCAUGACACCAUGGAUAUGCACACAAGAACUCUAGUUUUACUAGAGAUGUUAGGGAAUUACAGAUGGGAUGCAAAAGUGGUUUUAAUACUCACUGCAUUUGCAAUAAGUUAUGGUGAAUUUAGGUUGAUUCUUGAUGUUUAUGCACACAGUUCACUAGCAGCAUCACUUGCAACACUCAAGAACUUGUGUUGGAGAAAUUUUGAAGCUUUGAGACCCCAGCUUAGGGCUAUGGAAUUGCUAAUUAAAGAAAUGGUGGAACUGGCUAAGUGUGUGAUUAGAUUUGAAAGCCUGCCUCUUCAACUUGUACUUUGUGAUGAUCAUGGUUGUACUUUAAUGGCUGCUGUGAAGUCUCAGAUUUACUUGGCUACUUAUUGGAUCUUUAGAAGCUCAUUGACAUCUGCUUCUCAGAUCAGAGACUUGAUUGCCAUGAAGCAGGAGAAUUCGAAUGUAACUGCAAAUGCAGCAUGGGGUUUGUCUAGUUUGGCUCUUAGGUUGAGCAGAUUAUGCAAUUGCCUCAGACUACAGGUUGAUGCAUCUCAAAAACAGAUAGAGGAGAAAUUGUACAAAAUGCUGAUGGAUCUUCUCAAGGAUCAGACACAAGUUGAUAAUCAAAAAGUGCUUCACUUAUUCUUUUCUUUGAAUGAUGAUAUGCCCCUCAAAGAUUCUUCUUGUUCUCAGUCAAAGGUAGGUAUAUCUAAACUGAAACAGAAGAUAGUAAUGCUUUUGGUUUCAAAGCCGGAUCUUUUGCCAGUAGAUCAAACUCUAUUGCUGCUACAGCAAACACAUGAGCAUCCUCACAACAAGAACAUAGAGCAAGAUUACGAAAUAGUGUGGGUCCCCAUUUCGUCUUCAGAAACAUGGACUCUUGAUGAACUCAUAAGUUUUGAUUACUUAUCGAACUCGUUACCAUGGUUGUCAGUCAGGCAACCAUGGUUGCUAAACUCAGCAGUUGUGAGAAUGAUGAGAGAAGAAUGGAAGUUUGAAGAAAAUCCAUUAAUGGUAGUAUUAGAUUCACAUGGAUUGGUUUCGAAUUACAAUGCAAUGGACAUGGUGUUGAUUUGGGGAGCAAAAGCUUUUCCUUUUUCGGAAUGGAGAGAGAAAGAGCUUUGGGAGGAACAAAAAUGGAACUUGCAGCUUAUGUUUGAUGGAAUAGAUCAAUCCCUAACGAACACUGUGGAUGGAGGCCGAAAUAUUUGCAUAUGUGGAAGUAGUAACCUAGACUGGAUAGAGGAAUUCGAAUCAAGAAUCAAGAAACUACAAAAUGCAGGCUUGCAGAUUCAAGUAAUCUACAUCGGAAGCAGAAACGCCAGUGAACACACGCAAACAAAAGUAGGGUUUUUCAACAAAGACAUCUCCUUCACUCCCAUAAAGAUUCGGUUUUUCUGGCAAAGAUUGGAGAAGAUCAAAGAUUCAAUCCUUCGUGUAGGCCAAUUUCAUAACUUUGCUAACUAUGAAACCCUUUUGAAGCAAGUCUCAGAAUUGCUAGACACCGAUGAUGAUAACAACAAUUGGGCUGUUUUUGGAUGUGGGAAUUCUAAAGAUUUGGUGAAGUUACAAGGAAACAAAAUCUUGACAUUCUUUGAAAGGGUUCAUGUUUGGGCUCUAAAACUUGCAACAUUGGGGUUGGUGGGUGCGAUCAGAAGCGUUGAUGAUGAUGAAGUGAACAACACGAUGAUGACUUGUGAUCACACAAACAUGGUUCCAUAUGAUCAAGGACCUGUGAUUUGCGAUAAAUGUAAGCGUCUGAUGAAACCGUUUGUUGUUUAUCAAUGUGAUGGAUCCAAAUAAAGUGUUUUAGAUUAGUAAUAAAGACGAUGUUGUUUUAUCGAAAAACAUCCAUGAAAUAAGUGUAGUUCUUUAUAGUCACUGUUUUGUAUUGUUCACACAGUAGCCUCGGUAC